This is a messenger RNA of Xiphias gladius (swordfish), 2715 nucleotides long. RefSeq names its product proline-rich transmembrane protein 4. The record is from RefSeq and is a predicted model, not a curated record. NCBI's taxonomy places the organism in Eukaryota, Metazoa, Chordata, Actinopteri, Istiophoriformes, Xiphiidae. The transcript is spliced from 3 exons. Bases 1 to 2715 code for a protein of 904 amino acids.
AUGCUCUCUCUGUGGAAUCUGUAUCUUCUCCUCCCCCUCUCCUUGCCUCUCUCACCUCAUGUCAUUGCCAUAACUGGAGAAAAUGUCAAGGAAACACAACAACUAGACACGGACAGAGCAGUGCAGCAUCUCACACAGCCAUCACAGAGACUUCAUGGAUCUGGUUUAGCAACGGUGGAUCCCAUGUUUGGACCUGAGAAUGUUGACUUCCUUGGUCUACCUUUGAGUUGGGCCUUGUCGUCUUCUGAGGAAUCGGAUAGACAAGGUGUGAUUGGUGAAUACACUGAUUUACAGGAGAGCACAGAGACACCUUUUUUGUAUCCUAAUGAGAAUGGACUUGUCAUAUCCAGCCCCACAGAGAGUGCUACAGAAGAUGCUACCUCUAAGGAGAACAGACCAGACCAGGACUCAACUUCACCGCUCUCUGGUGGACCUGGGUCCAGCCCUGAGCACACCACUCCACCCGUAACCACUGGCAGUUGGGGAUGGACCAUAGGCCCUUCACAGGAAAAGACACAGGAGGGGACAGUCCCAGUGAAAGAGAUUGGAGAUGGAGCUGUUGAUAUUACAGACCGUACUUUGCACAGAGGAGCUGUCAGCAAGGAGGUAGAAAAAGAUGACCUCGGGGACAAUGGCCUUUCUGUCUCAAAGACCAGUGGCACACUCCUGUUUGAUGGUAACAUGAACGCAUCUGCUACACCCUGCAAAACAACAAACCAGUCCUGGACUCCCACCUACCCAGACGAUUUUACUCCCAGCGAGUCCCUGCAUCCCCCUCUGGAUCUCCACUCUGUCCUUUACGUCCCUCUGUAUUCAGACUGGAACUCUGCCCUUGCCACAUGGGGAUUUGCGUGGGAAGCUCACAUCUAUGGCCUGGGGUCUGUCUUCACUGUGUUCGGAUUUAUCUCUGUGGUCUGCCUGUUAGGCCUUCCCCUGCGGUGUCCCCCAGGAAGCGCUUACUUCACUCUCCUGCACUUGUUCCUCCUAGCAUUUGCAGGGAUCCAAGCUUUCUGUUUACUCUAUGAUGCUUACAGCCACCAAGAUCGCCUUCCUCCUCUGGGCUCUCUGCUGCUCUCUGAGUUGCCCUUUCCCUGUUUGAUCUCAGCCUUUACCUUGGCCUUCCUCCUUCUUUCAUUGCGCUCACGCAUGCAUCUUUCACUCCCACUUGCUAUUUCCACCUCAUUUUCAGCCUUGCCCAAACCUUGCCUGUUACUGUGUUUGUCCCUGGUGCAUUUUGGAGUCUCUCUAGGGUGUGUUGGCAUGCUCCAGCUCUUCCACAGCUUCCCCACCAUGAUAUUGCUAUUCCCUCAGGGCCUUUUCGUAUGUCUCACCAUCUUUCUCUCAUGCUCCUACCUCAUCUUCUACUGCUUAAUACGAGUUGACACUAAACACAUCUACAGGCUGAAUGACAAUGGAGAGAGUGGAGGAUCUCCUGAAGUGAUGCGACCUGCAAGUUGCCCGUUUGCCAAAGUUGAGGACUGGCGUAGAGCAGCAGGAGCUGGAGUAGGAGCUUCAUUGUGUUUGUUGGGGUGUGGAGGCCUACAGCUUUAUGGGAUCCUGCAUGCACUUGGUUUAGGUGGGGUGAAUGGCUAUGGGUUCCAGCCCUGGUCCUGGUGGGGCUACCAGGUAGGCUGCAGACUGUGUGAGGUUGGAGUGUGUCUAGGUUUGUCUCUCAUUGGCACACACCCUCUAUUCUGUCACAACAACUCUUCUAUGAAGACGAUAACUCACCCUCGGCCAGGAUCUUGGUCCCGUCUCUCCUGCAGCCCCCCUUCACGAGGGCUCACCCUGCCCUCACAUGGAGAUGCAAAUUCUCCUGUCCUCUCCUCACACGAUUCAUGGUCCCAAGGUAAGCAGGAAAAGCUGGUGGUCUGUGAUGUCAUCACUAAGGGAGAGUCAGAGGCUCUUCCUCUUUGCUCAAUAAUGGAUCCUCCUGGAAAUGGGCUAGAUUGUCUCCCAAAAUCCAGCCAAACACAUACUACCAUACUACCUCUAUCUACACCCCCAAGCCCACCUCACAAGCCUAAAAAUGCAGUUGAGCUAUCGUCACUAGAUAGCUUAGGUCUAGAGACUGACUCUACUGUGGACCUGCGGCCCCCAUCACCAAUAGACUUGUCCCGCAGCAUUGACCAGGCUCUGUUCAGUGAGUCCCUAUUCUCUCACAGUAUCUUUGGUUUGCCAAGGAUGUUCCAUGCUUCUUCAAGCCAUUCCUUGAGCUCUCCCAACCAAGGUGGAUCAAAGCAAGGGCCCAGUUCUGUGGAAAAAGCCUUGUACCGAACCUCUUCCUGUGGAGACAUGGAUCAAGAGAAAACACUGCCUAGUUCAAGAUCUUCCCAGCCACAUGGCUCUUUGACAUCUCACAACAAGACACCAGAGCAAUGGGAUUUGAAAGGGAGUGUUUCUGGCUCAACCCAGGGUCUGUGCAGCAAUCCCAAGGAAACAGGAAAGCUGCGCUCACAUUCCUGGGCCAACAGAGGACAAAGCUUUGCUCAGCACAGCCUUCCACGAGCAAUUCCCCACCUGUCUUACCACAGGCGUUACCGAACUCUGAGCUUAGCCUCCAAGGACAGCCAGGGUUCUGGCCGAUUGGCAGCGACUAAACACCUGAGUGAAAGCAAACAGCUGGAAUGGGAUCUGGCUGUACAGGCAGAGUUUGUCAAUGUGUGCAGACAAAUUGAUGCUCUGAGUGUUUGCAGUGACACCAUUGAAUUGUAG